Messenger RNA from Eimeria maxima, 1263 nucleotides. RefSeq names its product synaptosomal-associated protein 25, putative. Bases 1 to 1263 code for a protein of 420 amino acids. The transcript has 3 exons. Gene Ontology annotation, cellular component: SNARE complex; plasma membrane. The record is from RefSeq and is a predicted model, not a curated record. NCBI's taxonomy places the organism in Eukaryota, Apicomplexa, Conoidasida, Eucoccidiorida, Eimeriidae. Gene Ontology annotation, molecular function: SNAP receptor activity.
AUGUUCUUCUUCGCAUCUAGCAAACAAGAGGACCCGCAGGGGCCCUCCACCACAGGCACACACAGAAACCAGGGGCCCCUCCCAGGUGGCCCUUGGGGGGCCCCCGAGGGGGCCCCAAGAGGGGGUCCCUCAAGUCACUCUGCAGUGGCCCCUCUCGCUGUGCCCUGGAAUGCUCAUCGUUCAGCAACAUCAUCACAUGGGGGCCCAUUGGGGAUCCCCGUGGGACCCCCCUUUGGGUCAUCCGAUGAGGCAUCUUUUAGGAACUUGAUGGCACGGGACCGACAGGCUUCGUGGGGUGCCCCCGAUGGGGCCCCCCUGAGGCCCAGGCCUGCUGGUGCCUUUGGGGGCCCCCCAGAAAGCGUUGUUGGGGGCCACCCACGGGGCUCUUUUCAAGCAACCCAGCAGCAACAGCAACAUCUGCACCAGCAGCAGCAGCAGCAACUACAGCAGCAGUACUUGCAGCACCAGCCGUACGCUCAGCCGCAGUACUACGGGCAGCAGCAGCAGCAGAUCUACAUGCAGCAGGAGCUAACAAUGCAGCAGCAGCACCAGGAUAAUGAGAUAGAGCAGCUGCAGCAGCAAUGUCGAUCUUCUUUGGUUGCAUCCCUUCGUAUUGUGGGAGAAACAAACGAAGCGUCACAAAACACUGCUAAACAAUUGGCGGCACAGUCAGAGCAGCUGGAGAGAAUAGCAGACACAACAGAAGCAAUAGGCGAUAAUUUAAAGACAUCAAAAUAUCUCCUUAAAGGAUUAAAGAGUUGGUGGGGGUCAGUCUCACAGCUAUUUACUCAACCCUCAACAAGCAGCAGCAGCAGCAGCAGCAGCAGCGGCAGACGCCAGCAGCAGCGGCAACAGCAACAGGGGCGUGAUCGGCAGCGGUGGCUUCCUGAUAGUGCUUCUGCUGCUGCUGCGGAGGCGGAUGUAUACGCUGCUGGGACGCAGCAGCAGCUGCUGCAGCAUGAGCAAUUCCAAGUGCAGCAGCAGCAACAACAGCUGCAGCAGCAGCGGAUGACGCUGCUUGGCAGCAGAAACGGUGCAGCAACUACAGGAUCAGCAGCAAGCGAGGACUUCGAUGAAGGAGUUCAAAGAGAUCUCCAGAGACUGUCUCAAAUGCUGGGUGAAUUAGAAGGAAGAGCAGCUGCAAUAAAUAAAGAACUGCAGCAGCAAAAUGAACAAUUAAAUAAAAUUGUUUAUUCAGUAGAAGCAAAUAAAGAAGAAAUGGAGAAACAAAAAAGAGAAAUUAGACAAGUACUUAGAAGGUAA